Molecule: messenger RNA, 2926 nt
Organism: Tuber aestivum (summer truffle)
Lineage: Eukaryota; Fungi; Ascomycota; Pezizomycetes; Pezizales; Tuberaceae
Source: the annotation of a GenBank genome assembly
AGAAAAGUAAAUAACGAACAAAACCCGCAGUCAGGCGCGCCGGCAGCACAGUGAGAUAUCAUAUCAUAUGUCUACCGUUUCCGAAAGUGGAUAUGCACCCUUGCUUAACAUUCGGGGGAACAGUCCCCAUAAAGACCCUUCCGCCCGUGGAACAGCAGCGCGAGUCAGCCCAUCCUUCCUAUAAAAUGAUUUCUCCCCCCCUCCCACCCUCCUGGACUCGCCAAAAUAGAAUAGAAUUGAUGAGACCCCUCGCUGCGAGAGUUCCCUUUAUUCCUUCGUUUCGUUUUGUUCUGUCUUGGGAAGAUGGUUGAAAGGGACAAUAAAUCGCCCGAGCCUAAUAAUCAAUCUGCCUCCGUCUCGGAGGAAGGAGGGAUCGGGGUCGGGAUUGUUGAGGGGAGAGAGGAACUAAUUGCGAGGGUAAUAGAUUUGAAAGCUGAGAAAGCACUGUGUAGGAGGUUUGACCUGAGGCUACUGCCGGCAUUGGCAGUUAUGUAUUUGUUUAACGCGUAGGCUUCCUCUUCUCUACUUCCCCUUACCCCCCUCCUUCAAAAGGUGCUGACAAUGGCGCGAGCAGUCUAGAUAAAGGCAACCUGGGGAAUGCCAAAACCAACGGCUUCGAAAAAGACCUAGGCUUCACGGGGAAUCAGUACAACAUCCUAUUAUCAGUGUUUUACGUUCCCUAUGUGCUCUGCGCACUACCAGUAGGAAUGCUAGGAAAGAAGUAUGGGCCCAGCAGGGUGCUACCGAUAAUGAUGUUUACAUUCGGGAAUAUGACAUUGUUGGGGGCUGCUUGCAAGAAUUUUGAGGGGAUGAUGACCGGUUUGCUCCGUGACCAUUCCUAGGAGAACAGAGCCGAAGCGCUGACAUUGUAGAUUAGUGAGAGUAAUAUUGGGUAUUGCUGAGAGUGCAUUUUUCCCGCUGGUAGGAAUUUGACCCAAGAAGGGAAAAAAACAGAGAAUUCUGAAGCAAGUGUCCGAGUGAUAUAGGUCAUUUACUAUCUCACAACAUUCUACAGACGUGGAGAGUUAGCGCGUAGACUCGCUAUAUUCUACGCAGCGAGUAAUAUUGCCAAUGCCUUCAGUGGUACAUAUCCCUCCCUCCUCCAAGUCCCUCCCUAUAUACCAUACUAACGACCCUCAGGCCUCCUCGCCUUCGGCGUCUUCCACAUCAAAACCCACCUGUCUGCCUGGCGCUACCUCUUCAUAAUAGAGGGUACCUGCACAGUUCUCUUCAGCUUCUUCGCAUACUGGUACCUACCAAUAAGCGCCGCAAAAGCCUGCUUCCUGAGCCCCGAGGAAAAGGAACUCGCCUUCUACCGAAUACAGGUGGAUAGUUCCUCCAUCGUCGAUGAGAAAUUCGACCUCAAAGAGUCCUUCAAGGUCUUCAGGAUGCCAGUCGUGUGGGCUUGGCUGGCUAUAGAAAUGUGUCUGGGUGUGCCGUUGCAGGGCGUUAGCUUGUUUUUGCCGCAGAUUGUUGAGAGGUUGGGUUACAGCGUUGUUAAGACAAAUCUCUAUACUGUUGGUAAGUUCUAACUGGGGCCGUGGAGAGGGGAUCAAGCUGAUUUCGAGGGGGAAGCGCCGAAUAUUACCGGCGCACUAGUGUUGCUUAUAUUAGCGUUUGCUUCGGACCUCACUAGACUGCGGUCGCCGUUUAUUGCCUUGGGUAUACCUCCUUCUUCACAAAUUAAUAUUAUGACGGAUUUCUCAUACACCCAGCGUUCUCCUUCCCACUGAUCGGCUUCAUAAUCUACGCCAGCAUCGACGUUCUGCACGAUAAGCAAAUAGCCUAUUUUUCAACAUUCAUGAUGUGCUGGGGUAUCUCCGCCCCCAGCGUUCUCCUAUCAACAUGGUGUGAGUGACGACUCAUGAUCCCCUACCCCACUUCCCAAAACUAACACCCUUCCCACAGACAGCAACAACAUAGCCCACGAAGGCAAACGCGUAGUCCUAACCUCCGUCGGCACACCCGUAUGUUCCACUUCCCUCCUUCUCCCCCCUCCUCCACUAACACAAAUCGUAGGUAGCAAACAUGAUGGGCGUCGUAAGCUCCAAUAUCUUCAGACCACAGGAUGCGCCAGAUUACAUCCGUAACCUCCCCAUUCCAUUCCCACCCCUACUCAGGCUAACAACCGAACAGCGGCACUGGUAACAACUGCCUGCUUCGGCGCACUCGGCAUGCUCUUAGCGGGGAGCCUAGGCACGUACAUGGUUUUCGACAACAGCAGGAGAAAUCGUGCACAGGGUGUGCACAUAGACGCACGGGAUGUGGCGACGAAGCUGCUGAAGGAUGGUCCGGCGUCCCCGAACUUUAGGUGGUUUUUGUAGGCCCCGGACGAAUUUAUGAUCUUUUCCUAUAGGCAUGAUACGAAUUAGAAUCUCUCGUUCACAGCGGUCUCCACACAUGGCCGGGAGAGAGGGCGAGUGCUGCCGGGUGAUCGCGAUAACGUUGGGAUCACUGUGCUCCCGUAUUUCUGCUGGCGAUUUAGCUGAUGGCUACGACACGGCCUUGUGGCUAAAGUCAGGAUGACCACGUGGUUUCAGGAUCGCAGUUCGUCGUAAUUUAAGGCCCACAAAUCACGCAGCGCAGCGCAGGGAUAUAUAAUAGAGUAGACACCAACCAGCCGUGUCCGCGGUGCGGCCGCAGAGGGUUUGAGUACAGUACAAGCACCCUACGUAGAAUAGAUUAUGAGAUACCGGUACUAUACACGGUAUAUUAUGCAGGCUUCGCGGAAAAGUGAGUUACUAUUCGCACAGAAACGUACAGUACUCGUAGAGCCAACCCACCUGUACUCGAGUGGGCUCUACAAACUAAUACCUUGCCUAUAACACGAAGCAGCGUGGCAAAGCAUUCGAGUACCCGAGCAAAAACGAGCAAAAAAAAGUGCAAGUGCACUAUGAUAUACCCGGUCGACAUUUUUACCAGACGC